This is a messenger RNA of Hyla sarda, 3021 nucleotides long. RefSeq names its product REC8 meiotic recombination protein (gene REC8). Gene Ontology annotation, cellular component: synaptonemal complex; cohesin complex. The transcript has 19 exons. Gene Ontology annotation, molecular function: protein binding; chromatin binding. The record is from RefSeq and is a predicted model, not a curated record. The coding region runs from base 583 to 2874 and encodes 763 amino acids. Lineage: Eukaryota; Metazoa; Chordata; Amphibia; Anura; Hylidae. Gene Ontology annotation, biological process: replication-born double-strand break repair via sister chromatid exchange; mitotic sister chromatid cohesion; synaptonemal complex assembly.
CAUCCUCAUUGGCUGACGGGGCACCAUAGCCUCACCUGUAAAGAAGUUACCAGGCUAAAUUGUCAUGUCCAAGUGACUUCUCCACUAUUGGCUGGCUAGAGUAGGGGGCGGGGCGUUCUGCGGUUCUGCGUUCCGUGAUUUGCUUAAAGUGAAUGAAUAUUAAGGAUCGCCGGAUAAUCGGAUGACAGAUUACAAGGAAUCUGCCGCGGUUUAUAAACCUCACCUGCCCGUUCCUCCAGCUAAUAUCGCUGCGUCAGAACGUUUUUUUUUUUUUCAUUUUAUUUUUUUUAUUUAGAUAUUUCCUUUUCUUUCUUACCAGCAGUGAAGACGUUUCCAGUGAUGUGAAAGAACCUCCAUUAUUUUACUUUGGCAUUUAUUAGGAUUUCAGUACAGCUGUUACUUGUGACAUCUAUAGGUGAAAUAUAGAAUAUAGAAGAAAGGGAUUGGAUAGGACACAUAGCCUGCUGGAAAUCAUCUGGAGUAUAUAGAAGAAAGGGCUUGGAUAGGACAUAUAGCCUGCUGGAAAUCAUCUGGAGUAUAUAGAAGAAAGGGCUUGGAUACCACGCAUAGCCUGCUGUCAUUAUGUUUUACUAUCCCAAUGUCCUUCAGCGACACACAGGCUGCUUCUCCACUAUAUGGUUGGCAGCAACUAGAGGCAGUAGAAUUGUAAAACGGGAAUACCUGAAAGUAAACGUCAUCAAAACAUGUCAGAAGAUCGUUCAAUAUAUUCUUCAGCAGGUGCCGCCUCCAUACCAUGGUUCUCCAAUACCUCGGCUAUCACUGUAUCUUUCUGCACAGCUCAGCUAUGGAGUAGUGUGUGUUUAUCACCGACAAUGUGACCUGCUUAUAGAGGAAAUGAAGACCACUGUGGAACGCCUGUAUAGGGCCGAGAAACUGGCAAAAAUUGACCUAAUACACACAGAUCAACCCUUGUUGCUUCCUGAUAAUCUGAUUCUCAUGGAGAUGCUGGAGGAUGCACCUGAUCCUUUUUUUGGGAUGAUGGAGGUAUCUCCUGAACUGCCAGAACCAAUGAUGAUCCCACAGCUUUGCAUGCUCUUAGAGACAUCAGAACCUGAGAUUGUUCGAUUAGAAAAGACUCCUUCAAGACAUAAGAGAACAAGCCGUAAAGAAGACACAUCUCACUUGACGUCUCCAGAACUUAUAACAAUUAAGGAAGUUGAACCUGCUCCUCUCCCAUCAACAGAGUUUGGCCAAGAUCUCCCGGAGGUAAGUGUACUUGACUUUGAGUUGCUUGUACCUGAAAUUCCUCCAUUUCCUGAAGCCGAAACAUUACCUGGAUCACGAAAGAGGAAGAAAUCUGGGGAAUUGGAUAAAAAGGAACAUCCAAAAGAAGUCAGACCAAAAGAGCCAAAGAAAGACAAAGAGACCAUAAAUGGCAUAGAAGCUGAAGAAGAAAAGCAUUUUAGGGAAACAGCAAAUGAACUUUACAACAUGGAAAAAGAAAUUGAGCUUCUCAAAAAAGAGAAACGGCAAUCCGAGCUGCAGUGGGAACAUGAAAGAGAGAGGGAAAGGAAGGAGGUUAUAGACAGAGAGAAAAGGUACCAACAAGAGGUUGAGAGAGAAAUGGAACGUCUGAAAAAAGCUAUGAUGGAAUUUAAACAGCUCCAAAGUACAGGAGCUACAGAAGACCUCUUGCUGAAAAAUCAAAAGCAAAUAGAAAACCUAAAGAAAAUUCAAAAAGAGAAGCAAAGCCAAUGGGAGGCUGAAAGAUUAGAACAACAGCUGAAGGCGGAAGAAAGAAAAAGAGAGCAUUUGAAAGAACUUGAGCAGGAGAGGCAGAAGAUCAGACAAGCUGAACAAGAAAUUGAAAGACUAAAAAAGGCUGUGUCAGAAAAACAGGCAGACGAGAAUGGAAUUGAGCCAGAUAAAAAGAUGAGAAAAGAAGAAGAACGUAUAGAUGAAAUAUGCAGAAGUGAAACAGAAGGCCUACCAGUCACCCCUAAAUCAGGUUUUCCUUCAGAGAUGCUUUCAGAGCAAGAUGCUGCAGCUCUCCUAGAUGAAGUAACAGGACAACCAAUUGCUUUUUUUCCUGAGGGUGUUUUAGAGAUACAGUCCCCUGUACCUGCAUCUCAUCAUGUUUCUCCUCGACUAUCUAGUCCACAGUUGAUGCUACCGGAGGUGCCCCUUGAAGCUGAACAUCUACCCCCGGUCCAACGUCCUCGGCGAAAAACCCAUCUAAUAGUUGACAAAGAUACACAAAUUGAAAGCAAGGUUAUGCAUGAGAAAACCAGUGACCCUCUUAUAUGUACACAACCAGUGGUCCCUUUGACGAUUCCUAGCAUAAAAUCUCAAACUCCAGCUUCUCUAUUUGACUCUCCAACCUAUCAGAAAUUCAUGGCCCCAGAGCUUUGUAAGCUAUGGUCUCGAUGUGCAUUUCUGGAGCCCUUGCAGUAUAUACAUGAAAGAGAAGAAGAAGUCAGUGAGUUGGAGGAGGUACGUGCAGCCCCAGAAUCCGGUGCCAGCAUCAUGAUGUCCUCAGAAGUCUCUCUAGAGGUGUCUGAGGAAGAGCGAUCUCGACCUAUUUUAUUGACACCCGAAGAGAGAAGAUCACUCUCUGGUCAGGAAGAGAGAGUUCUACCAAUGGUCUCUGAGAUGCCAGAAAUUAUUGUGGAGCUACCUGAAACUGAAGAAGUAUUACUGAGUGAUCUGCAAAGGAAGUUACGUUCAGAGAUUGACAGGACAGGGCAGUCAGAGUUCCUUAGCCUGGCCCCUCAUUCUCUUUCUCGCUUGUUGGUCUCCAGAUUCUUUUUCAGCUGUCUUGUGCUCUGCAACCAAGAAGUUAUCCAUCUGGAGCAGAACGAACCAUAUGGACGAAUACACAUCACAUCAGGAAGACGAUAUUCACAGGGCUGAGGAUGCAGCUUUAUUAAUUGUUUCUGUUUUAGCUUUUUAAUCUUUUUAUCUGACAUGAAAUGGUAUUUAUUAGACAACGCAUUCUUUUUAUAAGCACAGUUAUAAAUUUAUUAUACAGAACAAAAAAUUGCCUUGUGUUUUUUUUUG